AUGAGAACUGGAGCAUCAGGAUCGUACGUCAAAGAAUUUGAAAUGAUGGAAAAGAAACUGGCUCUGGUUCAACAAUCACUGAAGAAUACGACAGCCAGUUCGCUUCAGUUACAGGAGCUUGACCAAUUAAUUGCUAAUGUCAGAUUUAAUGACGGAUGUCGGACUCAAGCAGAAAAUGUUACUCAGCGCAUUACUCUACUCAAUUUGUCUCUCAAUGAACUGAAGGCAAAAGCACAAAGUCUGAAUGAAAGCUCUCAGUCCCUCAAAGAUAACGCUACCAAAUUACAGGAAGGCAAUGUUGAAGGUGCUCUAAAUCUGACUCGCGAAGCAUACAAUCGGGCGCAACAAGUGAAACUGAAAAAUAUGAACACCGCGACUAUCGUUAGCGAAGCUGACAGAUCGUGUAAGAAAACUGAAGCCGUCAUGAACAAGUACAGUGCUCAGUUCAGCCAAGGUUUACAAGAAAAUGACAACAAUUUGCAAAAACUGUCGAAUUACGUGUCAUCGUUGGAAAUGCAAAUUCCCGGACUAAACCAACAGGUUUGCGACAAAGCAGGUGACCCUUGCAAUGAACUGUGCGGCGGAGCUGGAUGCGGCAAAUGCGGUGGUUUAUCUUGCGACGAAGGUGCGGUUACGAAGGCACAAAAUGCUUUAAAAUUCGCAAAAGACACAGAGAAAUUGGUUCAGGAUAAAGAAACGAAAAUUGGAGAGCUGUAUCGAGGGGUAGGUUACCUUCACGAUAAUCCUGUCGUGCAAGCGCGAACAGAAGCCAAAAAUGCAUUAAAUGUGUCCAAUACGGUUUCUCGUAAAGUCGAGAUGGCGAAAAAUGAAUCGGCUAUAGCUUUGAAUCGUACUUUGGAAAAGAUUGCCGAGCUGGAAAAAUUCAUCAAUAAUUCUGGAUCAACGCCGGCUUCAAUUAGGCAAUUGGCUAGUGAG
This is a messenger RNA of Ilex paraguariensis (yerba mate), 936 nucleotides long. Lineage: Eukaryota; Viridiplantae; Streptophyta; Magnoliopsida; Aquifoliales; Aquifoliaceae. The record is from the annotation of a GenBank genome assembly.